AAACUCCACCAUUACACGUAGCUCGCGAGAUCAAGAAAGAAAGAGCACACCGCCACGGUCAGUGCCGCAGCUCAGCUCCAAGAAAACCAUGGCCGCCACGAUGCUGUCGCCGCCGACCGUGGCCGGGCUCCGCCUGGCGCCGUCACCGUCGCCGCGCGUGCGGUCGUGCAGGGUGGCGGCGCCGGCGCCGGCGAGGCGGUCGGUGGCGGCGAGGGCGGAGCUGAGCCCGUCGGUGGUGAUCAGCCUCAGCACGGGGGUGUCCCUCUUCCUGGGCCGCUUCGUCUUCUUCAACUUCCAGCGCGAGAACGUGGCGAAGCAGGUGCCCGAGCAGAACGGCAAGACCCACUUCGACGCCGGCGACGAGCGCGCCAAGGAGUACGCCGGCCUGCUCAAGUCCAACGACCCCGUCGGCUUCAACAUCGUCGACGUUCUCGCCUGGGGCUCGCUCGGCCACAUCGUCGCCUACUACAUCCUCGCCACCUGCAGCAACGGAUACAACCCAAACUUCUUCUGAUCUCAUCAACAUCUCGUGCUUGUAAUCUCAAAAAAAUGUUCGGCCCCCCGUGAUCAUGUAUGAGAUGGGUGAAAAAGUUGAUUAAUUUGGACAAGUAGUGCAAUCGCGUGUGUAUAUUGCCACAUGAAUUUGUCAGUUUGAUCUUUCUC
Oryza brachyantha (malo sina) is the source of this 663-nucleotide messenger RNA. Its product is annotated as photosystem I reaction center subunit V, chloroplastic. NCBI's taxonomy places the organism in Eukaryota, Viridiplantae, Streptophyta, Magnoliopsida, Poales, Poaceae. Gene Ontology annotation, cellular component: chloroplast thylakoid membrane; photosystem I. The record is from RefSeq and is a predicted model, not a curated record. The transcript has a single exon. Bases 89 to 514 code for a protein of 141 amino acids. Gene Ontology annotation, biological process: photosynthesis.